GCACCGUCCCCCCGCCGUCCGGCCCCGCACAAAAUCCGCUGCCCGCCGGCCGCCCCGGCCCCUCCGACCCGCGACAUGGAGGCGCAGGGCUGCCCGGCCUUCCCCCCGGGACCCCCCCGGCCCCCGCCGCUCGGCCCCCGCCUGGCCCGCUGCCCCCCGGAGCAGGCAGAGCCCCGGGGCCUGGGGGCCGCCGGCCCGGGCCCCCCCGCCGUGGCCGUCAAUGGGAAGCCCUUCUACCCCGCCGGGGCUGCAGGGAGCGAGAGGGGCUGCAAAGCCGGGUGCCACCCCGCGCCCAGGGCCUGCCGCGGCCCGUGGAAAGCCCCCGCGGCGCUCGGGCUCGCCGAGCCCCCGGCGCCGGGGAAGAGCAAGGCCAAGAAGCGGAGGAACAGGACGACCUUCAGCACCUUCCAGCUGCAGGAGCUGGAGAAGGUCUUCCAGAAGACGCAUUACCCGGACAUCUACGCCCGGGAGCAGCUGGCGCUGAGGACGGACCUGACCGAAGCGAGGGUGCAGGUCUGGUUCCAGAACCGCCGGGCCAAGUGGCGGAAACGGGAGCGUUACGGCAAAGCCCAGGAGCUGCAGAAUAACCUGUGGCCAAGCACCGGCAGCCCGGCCGGUCCCUGCCGCGCGGCCCCCGAGAGCAUCCCGGCCCCCCGCCUGUCUCCGUACCCCCACGCUCGCAGCAACGGCGGCGGCUUCGCGGGCGUCCCCGGCUCACCGGGCCGCCACGCCGGCGGUGACAGCCUCUACGCGUGGCCCGGCCUCCCCCCGGGCCCCCCCCGCUUCCCAGCGGUGCCAGCAAACACCGGCAAGGCGCCCGCGCUGGUGCCGCUGCGGGGGAAAGCCAAGGAGGGGGGUGGGCUGCCCGGCUGGACGACGUGAGCCCCCCCGGGCAGGGGCCGAGACUGGGCCACCCGGGUGCCCCCCGAAUUCGUCCUCCUCCAGCACCUCUUUGCCACCCUCCUGCUGGGGCGCAAGAGCUGGGAAAGGGGGAGCCGGGCAGCUUGGGACCCCAACACCAGCCCCCAAAAGGAGUUUGGGCUCGAUGUAGAGCCCCAACCAGAGCAGGGAAACCGCCUGCGGGUGGGGGUGCCGGUCCCCCCGGGCAGGACGAAGGACGGGGACGAGCCACCACCGGCCAAACCCCUCCGCGAGCCUCGCUCAGCCCUUGAAGCUUCGCCCCCAAUUCUUCUCCUCGCCGAAACAAGGGGCACAACGCAGCCCGGGAGCUUCUCUCCCUCCCCGCCGCAGCUCGCCAUGUAACCACCAGCGCUUUCGCAAGCCGUAGAGACGCCAGAAAAGCCAGAGGAAGGAGCAAUAAGCCAAUACUGGGGAGGCUGCUGGGAUAAAGACGCUAAAUCCAAACCUGGUGCCUCGUGGGGUCGGCUUUAGCCGCCCCGUGCCCGUUUCCCUCCGUGCAAACGAGGCAGGAAGAUGCUUUAAUCCAAACUGGUGCAUGGAAAAAUACAGCAGCGGUUUGGGCUGCCCCGCACCUGCAGGGAUUUUUGUUAUUCAUUUAUAAACAAUAAAACACAUUUUUAGUAAGUUA
Messenger RNA from Dromaius novaehollandiae (emu), 1549 nucleotides. RefSeq names its product ALX homeobox 3 (gene ALX3). Gene Ontology annotation, molecular function: RNA polymerase II transcription regulatory region sequence-specific DNA binding; DNA-binding transcription factor activity, RNA polymerase II-specific. Bases 76 to 882 code for a protein of 268 amino acids. NCBI's taxonomy places the organism in Eukaryota, Metazoa, Chordata, Aves, Casuariiformes, Dromaiidae. The transcript has 4 exons. Gene Ontology annotation, biological process: regulation of transcription by RNA polymerase II. The record is from RefSeq and is a predicted model, not a curated record.